This is a messenger RNA of Sardina pilchardus (European sardine), 770 nucleotides long. RefSeq names its product hemagglutinin/amebocyte aggregation factor-like. Gene Ontology annotation, cellular component: extracellular matrix. The record is from RefSeq and is a predicted model, not a curated record. NCBI's taxonomy places the organism in Eukaryota, Metazoa, Chordata, Actinopteri, Clupeiformes, Clupeidae. The transcript is spliced from 7 exons. Gene Ontology annotation, biological process: collagen fibril organization. The coding region runs from base 198 to 770 and encodes 190 amino acids.
AAAAUGUUAUGAUGUUUCGCCACGUUGUUGAACAAUGUCGUUUCAAAGUCUAAUUCAGAUACAGAACGGCAAGAAAGUCUUGUGAGCCUUGCCUCACCGGUGUCAGGACCGCCAUCGCCGACACCACUUCACUUAUAACAAUAGUCGCAUCGGCCAAAGCACUGGUUCCCACUUCUAGGACAGAUGAAACGGAACACAUGAAGAAGAUGAGUCAGAUUAUUGACGAACUGGCCAGUAGACUUGUCUACGAGGGCCCAUAUGAAGUUCCUGAUGUUAUGGCUGAUGACCCUCUGGCCCCUGCCUUGACCAAUGACACAGAUGAAUCCAAUGGUGGGGUCAAGAGAGCCAAAAGAUGGGCCAAUAACUUUGACCGUGAUGUCUACUUCAUCUGCCCACACACUGACAGCAUAUCAAGGAUUUCUAGUGGCCACAGCAACCACCAUGAAGACAGACGUUUUAGUAUCAGCUGCAAACGAACUUUCAGCUCCUUCCCAAGCUGCUAUGACAGUGGUUGGGUGAACAACUUUGAUCAAGCAUUUUCCUUCAGCUGUUCCAGUCACUCUGUCCUAACGGGCAUGAUCAGUAGCCACAGUAACCACCACGAGGACCGCAGAUUUGCUUUUAGAUGCUGCAAUGCCCCUGGACACCACCACACUUAUUGUUACUGGACCCCAUAUGUGAACUGCUUUGAUGAAUACUUUGAGUGGCUGGCUGACAGCUACAGCUACCUUGCUGGAGUCUCCUCCUACCACAACAACAAACAAGAGUAA